Acyrthosiphon pisum (pea aphid) is the source of this 5280-nucleotide messenger RNA. RefSeq lists its product as uncharacterized. The record is from RefSeq and is a predicted model, not a curated record. Gene Ontology annotation, molecular function: nucleic acid binding. The transcript has a single exon. Gene Ontology annotation, biological process: DNA integration. The coding region runs from base 1 to 5280 and encodes 1759 amino acids. NCBI's taxonomy places the organism in Eukaryota, Metazoa, Arthropoda, Insecta, Hemiptera, Aphididae.
AUGGCGGGUGGAGAUGAUGCUGAGCUCGAGCGUACAGAACGCGCGGUAGAGCGCGCCAAGACUAAGCGAUCGACUGUGAUAAACCAGAUUAAAAAUGUGCAUCAGUAUGCGCUUCGACUUAAGGCGGAGCCCGAGUUAGGUCCGACUGUGACAAGUCUAGCCGGUGAUUUGGAUGCGCUGUGGAUACAGUGUAGAACUGAGGAUGAUGCCGUGUUGGACGGCUUGGUUGAGCUCGGUAGGCUCUCCGAGUAUAACGAGGCGUUAUUGGCCGAGGUGCGGACUUGUAUUAGUGCUUGUAAGAUUGCGGCGGCGACGUUAGUCCCUAAGGGAGCUGAGGCUGUCGAUGUUUCGUACCUUAAGGAGACGUUAGGGUCAACCGGUGCGUCCGCGCGAAAUCCCGCGCACGAUCACGCUAAACCGUCAGCACGGUUACCGGAGAUUCCGCUCCCGGAGUUCAACGGAGAUUUCCGACUAUGGCCCACGUUUCGCGACCGAUUUACAGCACAAGUUGAUUCGCGUGAUAUUUCCAACAUCGAUAAAAUGUAUUAUUUAAUAGGGUGUCUCAAGGGCGACGCGGCGGAGGCGUUACGUGGUAUUCCGGUGUCCGCAGAUAAUUAUGUGCUCGCAUGGUCCGUUUUAUCCGAGCGGUUUUAUCGACCGCGAUUAGUUGCUACGUCAUUAGUUGACAAAUUGUUAAACUCGCCGUCUAUGUCGCAGGAGUCGUUAUCGGACCUUAAUAAUUUCGUAAGCACUUUUAACGAAGGUAUUUCGCUACUCGAAGCGCUCAAUGUACCGAACAUGGGCUCUUUCAUUUUAUUCACGGUCGCGUUCCGACGUUUACCUGUAGCUACGCGUAAAUUAUUCGAGUCGGAUAGUAAGGCGGAGUAUCCGUCAAUUGGCGAGUUAUUAAAAUUUGUCCGCACGCGCGUGUCGAUAUUGGAAGUCGUUAGUGAUCCGCCGAAGGUUGGUACCUCUGCCGCGCAAGCAUCCAAGGCGGGCAAGCCGUCAGGUAUAGCGCGCAAGGUGGGAGAUUACGUCGGGAAGUCGAACGGUCCCCGGCCGAUGUCGUUCGUAACGGCUAAGGGGGACGCGACUUGUCCGUGUUGUGCCGAAUCGCACGCGUUAGGCAUUUGUGCGCGUUUUAAGUCGUGGUCGGCCAAAGGUCGUACCAAAUGGGCCCGUGAGAAUCGUGUGUGUUUUAAUUGCUUAAAUGUUGGUCAUUGGAUUCAAAAAUGUAAGUCGAAGCCUAAUUGUAAGGAAUGUUCGCGCAAGCACCACACGCUUCUACACUUGUCACCCGACGAGCUGCAGGGCGGGGAGGAACCACCACCGGUCGAACCGGCGGUGUGUGCGUCUGUUGUGAAUCCCCCGUCCCUCCACCGGUCGUCCGCUGUUGUUUUAGGUACCGCGCUCGUGCACGUGCGAGAUAACACCGGUUCGGUGAAAACAAUGCGUGCGUUAAUAGACAGCGCGUCGCAGAUCAGCGCCGUUACCGCCGCGUGCGUAAAACGUUUGGGUCUAAAAAUGUCGCGGUGGACUGCACCGAUAAGCGGGUUGUCGGGGACAACAGUCGCUGAAGUUCAAGGUCAGGUUGAGUGCAUAGUGCAGCCGCGUUUCGCGUCUGAUCCGAUUCUGCCGGUGCAGGCAUGGGUGUUACCAACCAUCACGACCGAUUUACCUCAAAAGUCAUUAUCAAUAGAUAUUAAGAAUCGAUAUUCUAAUCUCGCGCUCGCGGAUCCAUCCUUUUAUUUGACGUCGCCGAUCGACUUGUUGUUGGGAGGGGACGUGUACGGUUCUAUCAUGGACGGGCGUAAGGUGUCGAUCGACAAUACAUUACCUACUGCAUUUAGUUCGGUGUUCGGCUGGAUCCUUAUCGGCCCGGUUCCCAAUCGCGCAAAUUGUUAUUAUCAGUCGUUGCCGGUGUCAAUGACCGCGUCGAUAGAGGGGAUAAUGGAGCGCUUUUGGCACGUCGAGGAGCCCGAGGACGCGCCCGUUACGUUUACCGAGGAGGGGUGCUGCGAACAGAUAUUCCGCGACGAAGCUACGCGUUUGACAUCAGGUCGUUUCGCGGUUCCGUUACCAUUUCGCGCGCCGGCAGAAACGUUCGUUGGGUCUCGCGAGGUAGCUACACGGCGUUUUGACGCUAUCGAGCGUAAACUAUCUGCGAGUCCCGUAUUAAAAUCGUUAUACGUUAAUUUUAUGUCUGAAUAUAUCGCAUUAGGACACAUGUCAGUGGCGACUUCCCCGGGGCGAUAUAUAAUCCCCCACCAUGCUGUUUACCGUCCGGAAGUCGAUCCUAAUAAAAUUCGUGUAGUAUUCGACGCGUCCGCGCGAUGUUUUCGCGGACCGUCGUUAAAUGAGUGUUUGUGGCCAGGCCCAAAAUUACAACAGGAUAUUGUGGAUGUUCUAACUCGUUUUCGCGUUCACAAAUAUACGUUUACUACGGACAUCUGUAAGAUGUACCGUCAGAUUUUAAUUUUGCCGGAAUAUCGCAAAUUCCAACAUGUGUUGUGGCGCGCGUCGCCGCAUGAUGAAUUGCGUGAAUAUGAGUUGCACACCGUGACGUACGGUGUGAAUUGUGCCCCGUAUCUCGCCUUACGCGUUUUGCAGGCCAUCGCGUCGACCGAUUGCGACGGUUUAGAUUCUGUACGUAACGCGCUCGAGUACCAAACGUAUGUCGACGACAUUUGUGACGGCGCUGACACGAUUUCCGACGUGUUGAAACUUCAGUCGGAUUUGGUCUCUGUUUUAAGUAAGUCAGGUUUAGAGCUAAAGAAAUGGGCUUCGAACACGCCGGCCGUGUUGCAAGCUGUUCCGGACGCCGAUCGCGCGUGCGCGCCAAUGCCGUUUGGUGAUGACGACGGAUACGGCACUAAGGUGUUGGGUCUGGCGUGGCAUCCCGACCAAGAUUAUUUUUGUUGCGCGUUAAGUCUCGAACCGUCGCCUGUCUUUACGAAGCGCGGUAUUUUAUCGCUUGUUGCUCGCAUUUUUGACCCGUUAGGUCUUUUCGGUCCCGUGGUGUUUCUCGCGAAAUCGAUUAUGCAGCGGACGUGGCGACACAGUGUCGCAUGGGACGACCCGCUGCCGGACGAUAUUCACGCAGACUGGGCCGCAUUUGUCUCCGAGUUACCGUCGUUAUUAGGUGUCCGUGUACCGCGACAUAUUAACGGCCGUCAAGGCGCUCCCUGUUAUUUGUUAGGAUUUUGCGAUGCGUCACAGGUCGGGUACGCGGCUGUCGUGUACGUGCGGAUGAUAAAUAUCGAAGUGGACAAGUCAGUGUUUCUAAUUGGUACUAAGACCAAGUUAGCUCCGACGAAAGCGUUAACGGUCCCGAGACUAGAGUUGAAUGCUGCAGUAUUGUUAGCCCGUUGGUUAGGUCGCAUUCAAAAAAUAUUAUCGCCGCAACUCGAUGUUGUCGGUUUACGGGCUUGGUCGGACUCCACGAUCGUGCUGUCGUGGUUGACAGCCCCCCAUGAAUCAUUCAAAGUUUAUGUGUCUAAUCGAGUACACCAAAUUCGCUCUUUAUUGCCGGAUUGUUAUUGGCAACACAUCGUGUCGGCCGAUAAUCCCGCCGACUGCGCGUCGCGAGGCGUCAUGCCGGCAGCUUUAGCGCGACUUGAUUUGUAUUGGCGUGGUCCACAGAUAGCGUACGGCGAGCCAUCGGAAUGGGACGAUUCCCGCCCGUCGCUACCUCUGUGUGACCUGCCUGAAUUGCGCGUAGUGUCGUGUGCCGCGCGCGUUGACAACGAAGAGAGGGAGUGGUUUGUUCGUUUUUCUAAUUUUGAUCGCAUGUUGCGUGUAGUCGCGUAUAUGCGACGUUUUGUAGAGGCUUGUCACCGAAAUGUCGCGCUCCGGCGGAGUGGGGUGACGGGGUCGGUAGUAACGCCAGGUUCGGAUGUGAGCGUCCCCACCUUUCUACGAAAAAACGAGUUAGAUAUCGCUGCGCGUGUGUUGGCGGCGGAGUCGCAACGCGUACACUUUGCCGUGCUGCGGCAGGAGUUGGCCGCGGGGGCCCGCAUUUCCUCGAAACCGCUAGCGCGAUUAGCUCCAUUCAUUGACACUGCAGGUAUAGUCCGCGUAGGCGGCCGUUUACGGCACUCGUUAUUAAAUUAUGAUUGUAAACACCCGGUUCUAUUAGCAAAACGAUCGCAUUACGCGAUGUUGCUGUGCCGCCGAUGGCAUUUAUUAUCGGGUCACGCAGGUCCACGGGUAUUGGCUGCGUUAAUUGCACGCCAGUAUUGGGUGAUGUCGCUCCGUUCCGUGUUGCACAAUGUUUUAAUAAAUUGUACUGUGUGUGUUAGGUUAGAUGCGAAACCAUCGUAUCCCUUUAUGGCUGAUUUACCGGGUCCGCGUGUAAAGCCGCGUCGACCGUUCGAACAAGUAGGGGUCGAUUAUGCGGGACCUUUACAAUUGAAAGAGCUGCGGCUGCGCAAAUCGCGCAUGUUUAAAAUUUACAUUGCCGUUUUCGUGUGCUUCACGACUAAAGCCGUCCACCUUGAAGUGGUAACGGAGUUGUCCACUGACGCGUUUUUGGCCGCGUUCGACCGAUUCGUCGCGCGCCGCGGGUUACCCGCCGACGUGUAUUCCGACUGCGGCACUAAUUUUGUCGGCGCUGAUAAGCAGUUGCGCGUAUUAAUACAAAGUCCCGAGGGCCAGACCGCCGUUGCAAAUUUUCGCGCGAUGUGUACGUGGCACUUUAACCCUCCGAGUGCACCUCACUUUGGGGGUCUGUGGGAGGCGGCCGUUCGGUCUACGAAGAGGUUGUUAGUCCGGGUGAUAGGAACCCAUGUGUUUACGUACGAGGAGUUUACCACAGUGUUAACCCGCAUAGAAGCGGUGUUAAAUUCGCGCCCGCUGACGCCCGCCUCGACUGAUCCGCACGAUUUGGAGUGUUUGACUCCCGGGCAUUUUUUGAUUGGGCAACCGCUACUCGCCGUAGCGCCGAGAUCGGGCCCCGAGCCCGCCCGUAACCUUUCUGAUCGGUGGAAGUUAUUGGAUCAAUGUCACCGUGCGUUUUGGCGUCGUUGGUCAGCCGAGUACCUAACCACUCUGCAAAGCAGACCAAAGUGGACCGAGGGGGUUCCCAACCUUAGUCUCAACGACAUGGUCGUCGUGAUCGACAGCCAGAGUCCACCGUUGUUAUGGCGCCUCGGCCGUGUGAUCGAGUUGUUGCCAGGUUCCGACGGUCACGUCCGUGUCGCUCGGAUCCUCACGCGCGCUGGUGUAGUUACGCGCCCUGUGGUCAAGUUGGUAAAGUUACCGACCAAUGUUCUAUCUUAG